AUGACAAAAGAUAGAUUGGUCACGGUGCGAGAAAGUGGGGUAGAUAAUAUAUCUGCAAUGAAGUUGUUACAUGAAAAUAGAAUAGAAAAGCUCCUGGUUAUAGAUGACAAUUUUCACUGCAUAGGUUUAAUAACAGUCAAAGAUAUAGAAAAGUACAAUCAGUAUCCAAAUUCAUGUAAGGAUAGUAAAGGUCGACUUAGGGUUGCCGCUGCAAUCGGGAUUGGUAAACAAGAUGGCAUAGAGAGAUGUGAAGCACUAAUUAGCGAAGAAGUUGAUGUAGUUGUUGUUGAUACUGCUCAUGGACAUUCUGCAGGUGUUAUUAAUACCAUAAAGGAAAUCAAAAGAAUGUACCCAGAUGUACAAUUGAUAGGAGGUAACAUCGCUACAAAAGAAGCGGCUGAAGCAUUGAUUGAUGCAGGUGUUGAUGCAGUAAAAGUUGGUAUAGGACCAGGUUCAAUAUGUACUACCAGGGUUGUUACAGGCGUUGGUGUACCACAAUUCUCUGCAGUCAGAAGCAUUGCAGAGGUGUGUAAAGCGAGGAAUGUAAGGUUAAUCGCUGAUGGUGGAAUAAAAUACUCAGGGGAUAUUGCGAAAGCCAUUGCUGCUGGUGCAGAUUCUGUGAUGAUAGGCUCAAUUUUUGCUGGCACUGAUGAGAGUCCGGGUGAGAUUAUUGUUUAUAAGGGUAGGGCUUAUAAAAGCUACCGUGGCAUGGGCUCUAUUAGUGCAAUGAAGAGGGGCUCAGCUAGCCGUUACUUUCAAGAUAAGGAUGUAAAACUCAAGUUAGUUCCAGAAGGUGUGGAAGGAAGAGUGCCGUUCAAAGGUCCAGCUUCAGGAGUGAUACAUCAGCUAGUAGGAGGACUAAGAGCUGCUAUGGGAUACACUGGUAAUAAAAACAUAGAAGAAAUGAGGAAGAAUUGUAAGUUUAUAGUUAUGACAGCGUCGGGAUUAAGAGAGAGUCACGCUCAUGAUAUAAUAAUUACUCAAGAAGCUCCAAAUUAUGCCUAUCAAACAUCUAGUUCAUCAACUGACUCUGAAUAA
Molecule: messenger RNA, 1038 nt
Organism: Rhagoletis zephyria (snowberry fruit fly)
Lineage: Eukaryota; Metazoa; Arthropoda; Insecta; Diptera; Tephritidae
Product: inosine-5'-monophosphate dehydrogenase-like
Biological process (GO): GTP biosynthetic process
Molecular function (GO): IMP dehydrogenase activity
Source: RefSeq, a predicted model, not a curated record